Molecule: messenger RNA, 1221 nt
Organism: Pecten maximus
Lineage: Eukaryota; Metazoa; Mollusca; Bivalvia; Pectinida; Pectinidae
Exons: 1
Coding region: 1-1221 (406 amino acids)
Source: RefSeq, a predicted model, not a curated record
AUGUAUAACAAUGCUAUGAAGAGAACAAUCGGUGAUAACAAUGCUGCGAAAAGAACAAUCGAUGAUAACAAUGCUGCGAAGAGAACAAUGGGUGAUAACAUUGCUGCGAAAAGAACAAUGGGUGAUAACAAUGCUGCGAAAAGAACAAUCGGUGAUAUCAAUGCUGCGAAAAGAACAAUGGGUGAUAACAAUGCUGCGAAAAGAACAAUCGAUGAUAACAAUGCUGCGAAAAGAACAAUCGGUGAUAUCAAUGCUGCGAAAAGAACAAUGGGUGAUAACAAUGCUGCGAAAAGAACAAUAGAUGAUAACAAUGCUGCGAAAAGAACAAUCGAUGAUAACAAUGCUGCGAAAAGAACAAUGGGUGAUAACAAUGCUAUGAAGAGAACAAUCGGUGAUAACAAUGCUGCGAAAAGAACAAUCGAUGAUAACAAUGCUGCGAAGAGAACAAUGGGUGAUAACAAUGCUGCGAAAAGAACAAUCGAUGAAAACAAUGCUGCGAAAAGAACAAUGGGUGAUAACAAUGCUGCGAAAAGAACAAUGGGUGAUAACAAUGCUAUGAAGAGAACAAUGGGUGAUAACAAUGCUGCGAAAAGAACAAUCGAUGAUAACAAUGCUGCGAAAAGAACAAUGGGUGAUAACAAUGCUGCGAAAAGAACAAUGGGUGAUAACAAUGCUAUGAAGAGAACAAUGGGUGAUAACAAUGCUGCGAAAAGAACAAUCGGUGAUAACAAUGCUGCGAAAAGAACAAUCGAUGAUAACAAUGCUGCGAAGAGAACAAUGGGUGAUAACAAUGCUGCGAAAAGAACAAUCGAUGAUAUCAAUGCUGCGAAAAGAACAAUGGGUGAUAACAAUGCUGCGAAAAGAACAAUCGAUGAAAACAAUGCUGCGAAAAGAACAAUCGGUGAUAUCAAUGCUGCGAAAAGAACAAUGGGUGAUAACAAUGCUGCGAAAAGAACAAUAGAUGAUAACAAUGCUGCGAAAAGAACAAUCGAUGAUAACAAUGCUGCGAAAAGAACAAUGGGUGAUAACAAUGCUAUGAAGAGAACAAUGGGUGAUAACAAUGCUAUGAAAAGAACAAUCGGUGAUAACAAUGCUAUGAAGAGAACAAUGGGUGAUAACAAUGCUGCGAAAAGAACAAUGGGUGAUAACAAUGCUGGUAAAAGAACAAUCGGUGAAAACAACGCUGCGAAAAAAACAAUCGAUGAUAACAAUGCUCUGUAA